AUGCCUCCAAAAGGAUUCAAGACAAUUCCGUUGCCUAAAGCACAACUCUCGCUCGCAGCGGUGCUGAAAUGCGGACAGUCUUUUCGUUGGACGACCUAUCCUCUUGCAGUCAAGGAGAACAGUGGCGGAGACACCCAGGAUCCAACUCAUGAGUACCGUUUAGCGCUCCGGGAUCGCGUCGUCUGUCUGAGACAGGAUGAGAACACUCUUUUCUACCGAACAAUACUCCCCGUCGACGCGUCUGACGCGUCUGUUGCUACUGCCGAAAGCAAAGACGAAGAAACUCUUGUAUGGCUUAAAGACUAUUUCCAGCUGGAUGUAGAUCUAGUCAAGCUCUAUGCCGAAUGGGCAGACAAGGAUAUCGUUUUUAGAGAUACCGUUAAGGACAGGUUCAGUGGUAUUCGCAUCCUCCGGCAAGAUCCAUGGGAGAAUGUGAUCUCGUUCAUCUGUUCAUCCAAUAAUAAUAUUUCUCGCAUCACAAAGAUGGUUCAGUCACUAUGUACCUCAUUCUCCAAGGAGCUCCUCAGCGAAACGUUAUCCGACGACUUCGAGGAUGCAAAUUCGUUGCAUAAAUAUCACGCAUUUCCUAGUCCCCAGCAACUGGAAAAGGAAAAUGUAGCAUCGAAAUUGCGAGAGCUCGGUUUUGGAUACCGUGCAGAGUAUGUUCAAAGAACUGCCCAAAUCCUAUGCGAAGAGCACAAAGAUCCGGAAGCAUACCUCAUGGGAUUGCGCAAGCUUCCGGUUGAUGAAGCUCGAGAUGAACUAUUAAAGUUGUGCGGAGUCGGUCCCAAGGUUGCAGAUUGCGUACUCCUCAUGUCUCUGGACAAGAAAAAUGUAGUUCCGGUAGACACCCAUGUCCAUCAAAUUGCGCUGAAGUAUUACGGAUUGAGAGGCACCCCUCAGGGGAAAGGAGGAAAGGUACCAAUGACCCCGAAAAUAUACGAAGCCGUAGGCAAGAGACUAGUCGAAAUAUGGGGAGACUAUGCUGGCUGGGCUCAUUCAGUACUCUUCACGGCUGACCUACGAGCCUUCGCAUCGUACAAUUUACCUGCCCCCGAUAACACACCAACGAAAUCGUCACCUGCCACUCCUGCGACGCCCGUACCACCUACUCCAUCCGACAGUGGGACAGAUUAUUUUACAGAUACCCCCUCGAAGAAACGUAGACAGGCAACGGAACGCCCAUCUAGACUUAAACGUGUACGGACUGAGUGA
This is a messenger RNA of Acaulospora colombiana, 1215 nucleotides long. The record is from the annotation of a GenBank genome assembly. Lineage: Eukaryota; Fungi; Glomeromycota; Glomeromycetes; Diversisporales; Acaulosporaceae.